Molecule: messenger RNA, 4692 nt
Organism: Triplophysa rosa
Lineage: Eukaryota; Metazoa; Chordata; Actinopteri; Cypriniformes; Nemacheilidae
Gene: iffo1a
Product: intermediate filament family orphan 1a
Exons: 9
Coding region: 314-2314 (666 amino acids)
Source: RefSeq, a predicted model, not a curated record
UGCUCCUUUCAUGUUUAUUUCUGCUCCGGAGCUCAGCUGUUCCGCUACCUCUCAAUACGCGGUUGAUCCUCUUUUAGAGAAGAAGCCUCAUCUAAUAAGGUAUUGUGAUAACAAAUGGUGUGCAAAUGCGCGUGACGCAUCCUUCAUAUUGAAAUAUAGAUUGUCAUAGUCAUUUACAGAAGAAGACUGCUGUAAAAUUCAUUUGAUCGGUUGGCGAUCGGCUUCAUUCAUUUGGUUUUCCUGAAUCAGACAAGUGUUGACCAACUUCAGAAAUAAGCAACGGCUUUAAAGGCACUCGGUUAAAUCAGUGUUCAUGCCGGAUUUGGAGCAUUUCAGAUUUUCUUACUCCAGAAUGAAUCCUGUGUUGGGGGAGAACGUGUAUUCGUUCCAGCAGAACCAGGUGACGGGUUUAUCGGACUCCGCGUCUUCGGGCCAUUGGACAGAUGGUGCGUAUGGCGCACCUGAACCGGGCCUGUUCUUGGGUGAACACACGGGUGGUAUCGGGCAAGACGGGGUGUUUGGGUUGGACCCAGGUGCAUUACCUCCAUCAGGAACACCGUAUUUACACCUGGGAAAUUAUCUUUACCGGGUGUCUCCACCUCCUCCUGCCGCCAUGGCCCUGCGCAACGACCUGGGGUCUAAUAUAAGCGUCCUCAAGACUCUGAACUUGCGUUUUCGCUGCUUUUUAGCCAAAGUGCACGAACUGGAACGCCGAAAUAAAGUGUUGGAAAAGCAAUUGCAACUGGCUCUCUUUGACAGGGAGGAGUGUGCGCAAAACAAGCCUUUAACUCGAGAUGUCGGGGUUCAAACGUCAAAUUUAGUUGGAUUAAUUCCUAUGAAGCCAGACGUAAUCCCUAUUCAGAACUCAAAUGAUAUGACUGGAGGUUUGCUGUCACCUAUUUUCAGUAGCACCAUCCUGUCUCCGGAGUUCAAUAACAAAACAACAUUAGAAAACCUGAACCCCUCCAGUUAUACGGACUCCAAUUUUAAUCUCACCCCAAAUUUCCCCACCAGUCCGUCAUCACCCAUUGAUCCAGUGCAAAAAAACAUCAGCAAUAUUAAUGGGAAAUAUGUCAACACUGGGACAAGCUGUACCAACAACCCUCCACCCAGAUUUCAUCCCGGGUCAAUCUGGACUUAUAAUAACUUUCAGAGGUUCGGUACCGGGCGUGAGUUGUGGCUGGCGGGUCCGGGUGUGUCAUCAUGGGUGCCUCCGGACGGAGUGGGUGUGCAGGUCGACACCAUCACCCCAGAGAUUCGGGCCCUGUACAAUGUGCUCGCUAAAGUUAAGAGGGAGAGAGACGAAUACAAACGAAGGUGGGAAGAAGAAUACACGAUGAGGGUGGAUCUACAGGAAAAAGUUGCUGAGCUUGAGGAGGACCUCCAGGAGAGCGAGGUGUGUCAGGAUGAGCUUGCUCUGAGGGUUAAGCAGCUUAAAGCAGAUCUUGUUCUUUUCAAAGGUCUCAUGAGCAAUAAUCACUCAGAUCUGGACAGUAAGAUCCAAGAGAAGGCCAUGAAAGUGGACAUGGAUAUCUGUCGCAGGAUUGACAUCACAGCCCGUCUGUGUGACGUGGCCCAGCAGCGGAACUGUGAAGAUAUGAUUCAAAUCUUCCAGCAAGUGGCCACACCUCCCUCAACCUUGACUCUCCGUCCUCGAAAACCAGCUGCACAGACAAUCAGAGGAAAUGAGAGCGAUGAUCCAGUGAGCAUCUCAGAAAGUGAGGAGAGCGUGAAUAAGGAGGCGGAGCUGUGUUGCUCAUCCACCAAUCAGAUCAAUGAGGAAAUGCAGAGGAUGCUCAACCAGUUACGUGAGUCUGAGUUUGAAGAUGACUGUGACAGCCUUGCAUGGGAGGAGACUGAGGAAACGCUGUUACUCUGGGAAGAUUUUCCGGGAUACACCUUUAGUGUUGAGAACCAAGGAGAGGUACAUCCCCCUUUAAAGCAAGAGGAAUCCAUAGAGAAGGUGAUAAAGGACACAGAGUCCCUUUUCAUGUCCCGCGAGAAGGAAUAUCAAGAAACCAUUGACCAAAUAGAGUUGGAGCUGGCAACGGCGAAGUCAGAUAUGAACAGGCAUUUGCACGAGUAUAUGGAGAUGUGUAGCAUGAAAAGAGGCCUGGAUGUGCAGAUGGAAACGUGCAGACGAUUAAUCACUCAAAGUGGAGACAGAAAAUCCCCUGUCCACGUUCCGGCCGCCAUGGAGGAUGGAGAGAAUUCAGAGAAUGACAGAAAAAAUACAUCUGCUGCAAAUCCUGAACCAUAUUAUAACCUGCAGUCAAAUUCUGCUGUCCAGGACCAAACAUGGAAAAAGUCUUAAGAGCCUCUUUUUGUCUUUCUAGUACCACAAUAGACCACCAGAGUGAUAUGACUGCAGAAAACCUCAACAGUAAACGGGUUAAUGUUACCUGAAAGGCAAGUCAUCUUGUUUGGUUUCAAUAGCGCCCUCUAUUGGAAUACACCAAAAAUAUACUUCAAAAAGAUGUGCUAUACAGUACGUACUAUGUAGGCAUGUCAUUACAAUUUCAACAAAACUUGAGGGCUGUUCACAUUUCUAAGUAAUUUCUAGGUAAUUUUAUCAACACUUGUUUUUAACUGCUCUUGUUUCUAACCUUGGAUACUUAAAAACAAGAGUAAGUUAUUAGUAAAUGAAUAAGCACUUAUGCAGUUUAUGCAUCAGUUAACAAUAAUGCCAACCAUGAUAAUUGAUAUUUUAUGAUAUUUAUAUUCAUAGUCAAAAUGCAUCUGUGAACAGAAUUAUUUUGCGCGCAGCAGCUGAACCAAUUAACACUUGAGCGGGGAAUUAACAUGAAGAGUGAGGCUAAGUUGCAGGUGUCUAAUUUUUCUGUUCAUUGAAUCUGUGUUGAAAUGUGUUGUGUAUAAACUGACUGCAUUGGAUUUCGGUUAACUAGUUUUUUGAGUUGUCAAUCUCUGUUCAUAGACUCAAUAGCUAUUCAGAUGCGUAAGUCAAAUGCUUCUGCUAAAGUAAAUAUCAUUAGAUUGACUUUGAGAAGGCCAGGGAUCCAUGAACAGUUCAGAAUGGUGAUUGCUAAUGUGCAUUUGGCUUAAUAGAAGCUUAUUAUGAGUUUGCUUAUUCAAAAUGUUUCAGCAAACAUACAAACCUGUUUUGUACUUUACAGCGUUAUUUAACAUAAACAUUGUUAAGGAAAAACACAACUGUAAACAAAGUUGCAGGUGCCCGAGAGGUUUCAAAAAUCUAGAUGUUGUGUGACAGGCUUUAAAAGUCUUCUGUAAUCUGUAUUGAUACUUGAAUACUUUUCUGAAGAGUUUAAUAGCUCACAUCUGCAACAUCAAUAAUAUUUAAAGCUCAAUGUCGGUCUGCUUAAAACUCAUAGAUCUCAUAAACAACAACAGUUAAUACAUGUAGAUAUAUUCUCAUAACUCAUUGAACUAAUAGAGCUUCUGUAAUAAUUCCAUAUAGUAUCUUAAGUAAACUAGUAAAUUACCACGUCAAUUCAUACAACAAUGUACUUCAUUUCAUUAACAUGAAUGUAAGUGAACGGCAGUGUGCAAGACUUCAUUUGGUUGCAAACUAAACUCAUGGGCUUAUACCAUGUAUAGUCUCAGUUUGUAAUGUCUGGUGUUAAAUGAAUUAGGUUAACAGCUGAUUAAAGAUGAAAAAAGGAUAUUUAUAUGAGUCCGAGUGCUCGACAGUAUGUGAAUGUGAGAAUUACAAUACAAAUACUUAAAGGGAUAGUUCACCCCAAAAUCAACAUUCUGUCAUUAUUUACUCAUUCUCAAGUUGUUCCAAGCCUGUAUCAAUUUCUUUGUACUGUUGAACACAAAAGGAAGAUAUUUGAAAGAAUGUUAGCAAUUUUCAGUUCUGGGACAUCAUUCACUACCAUAGUAGAAAAAAAUAUUGCAUAUUUCUUUGUUCUGUUGAACAUAUGAAGAAUUUAGGAAAGCAAACAGUUCUGGGGGAACUUUGACUACCAUUUUAAUUUUUCUGCCUAUGGUAGUCAAUGGUGAACCAGAACUGAAAAUUGCUAACAUUCUUCCAAAUAUCUUUCUUCAUCAGCACAAAGAAAUUUAUACAGGUUUGGAAUAAAUUGAGGGUGAGUAAAUGAUGACAGAAUUGAGAUUUUUGGGUAAAACUGUCCCUUUAAACAAAUUGUUAUGAAUAUUGACCGCAUUGACAGCGUUCGCAAUGGACUUCUAAAUGGUGUGGAUGGAUUGAGGAAUGUUGUUGUGCAUUAUUCCUUGCCGUUCCAAACAAUUGUUGGGUUUCGUCCUGAUAAAAGAUUAAACUUUGUAUGAAUGAAGUUCAUGAAAGGUUGUGUGCUGCUGAUAAUUGCUGAGAAAGACAAACUGAAAAUAAAGUAUUUUCAUCAAGACGUUCUCAUGUAUUGAUCUUUGCGUGGAGUGCAUUGCUUGCUCUCUGUUGAGAUUUUUAUAUCAUAUAAUUUUUAUGACCCCAUAUAAAAAUAAGUGAAUAAGAGGAACUGGUAACCUGCAAACAAGCUGAAAAUAGUUGAUCAUCAAUGCCUAAAACAAAUCAAGCCUAAAAUAACCCCCCAUGCCGGAAAAACAUGUCAAUAUUCCACACACAUACUAUAGCUGAUAUAUACACAGUAACCAACCAUUGGUAGCCUAUAACCUUCAGAAGUACAUGUGCAUAUUUGAACCAACCUCUUGUGCAAAAUUUGUGCAAGUUACCAAAAUCCUCAAGUAACUGAU